AUGGCUGCAUUUUCUUCUUCUAAGGCCAUUGUUGUGGGUUUGGCUCUGUUUGUACUCUUUAUGGGUAGCUCCAGGGCUCAACUUUCCAUUGAUUUUUACUCCGAAUCUUGUCCUUGGCUUUUCCCCACUGUGGAAUCUGUGGUUCAAUCUGCAAUAUCAAAAGAAGCACGGAUGGGUGCCUCUCUUCUGCGCUUAUUCUUUCACGAUUGUUUUGUUAAUGGGUGCGAUGGAUCAAUCCUUCUCGAUGACACGCCUUCGUUUACGGGAGAAAAAAGAGCAGCUCCAAAUUUCAAUUCUGUCCGGGGAUUUGAUGUGGUUGAUAAAAUAAAGUCCGCUGUGGAAAAUAUUUGCCCAAGUGUGGUCUCUUGUGCUGAUAUAUUGGCCAUUACUGCUCGAGACUCCGUAUAUAUUCUUGGAGGGCCUGUUUGGGAUGUCAAACUUGGAAGAAGAGAUGCUAGGACUGCAAGCCAGGCUGCAGCCAACAACAGCAUUCCUCCUCCAACUUCUAACUUGAAUGCUCUCAUUUCUAGUUUCAAUGCUGUUGGCCUUUCCACCAAGGACAUGGUUGCCUUAUCUGGUUCCCACACCAUUGGACAAGCAAGGUGCACCAACUUCAGAGCUAGAAUAUACAACGAAACCAACAUAGACACUUCAUUCGCUCAAAUGAGAAAACGUAACUGCCCAAGUGCCACUGGCUCAGGUGACAACAACUUGGCACCUUUGGAUCUCCAAACUCCUACUACCUUUGACAACAACUAUUACAAGAACCUUGUUAGUCGAAGAGGACUCCUCCAUUCUGAUCAGCAACUGUUCAACGGUGGAUCGACCGAUUCGAUCGUGACAACAUACAACAACAAUCCAAGUACCUUCAAUUCGGAUUUUGUCACUGGAAUGAUCAAAAUGGGUGACAUUAAGCCUCUCACAGGAUCGAAUGGAGAAAUAAGGAAGAACUGCAGAAGGGUGAAUUAAUUGAGGGUCUCUCAUGAUUUUUGCUUUACAUUGUAAUAAGCUAAGUGCUUGCUUCUCUUCUAUAUAGAGAUGUGUGUGUGUGUUUUGAAAUUCUAUGUUUGAGAUUUUUUUUUCUCCCUCUUUUUGAUGUCUUUUGUUUUGUUUUUGUUUUU
Molecule: messenger RNA, 1121 nt
Organism: Ilex paraguariensis (yerba mate)
Lineage: Eukaryota; Viridiplantae; Streptophyta; Magnoliopsida; Aquifoliales; Aquifoliaceae
Source: the annotation of a GenBank genome assembly